AUGGGAUUACCAAUUUCUGAUAAGAAUAAAUUAGUGGCAACUUUUGAAUCCGUCAUUAUGGAUGACGAAGAUGCAGCUUUCAUUCGUACUUUGGCUAUCCCUCCUAAUCAAAGAUCGCCACAAGAAAAUGCUGCUAUUUUUAGUUAUCUUCGUACAAUAGAAGGUCUGAAUAUUCCCAGUCCAUCAUUAGCUUAUCGAGAUGCUGAAUUACGUUCAAUUAGUCGUUAUGCACGUUAUCGUCGUGUCCCUGGUGAUGUCUUAUUAUAUCAUAUUGGUGAAUGGUGUGAUGCCUGGUUCAUUCUAAUCAGUGGGUCAGUGCUUAUCGAGAGCUCAAUGUUUUUACCUCGAGCAUGUUUUGGAACUCGUACCAAUGGAAAUUUUUAUCGUCGUAAUGACUGUCUUGUCCUGGAACCAUCUGAUCUUGUUGUGAUUGAUUACUUGGACAAUGAAAAUUUGCCUGUUUCAUUUACUGAUACUCAUCGUCAAGCUGUUGCUCCAUAUAAAAGCAGGCAUUCACUGGAUCGUACUGGAUCUAAUUCAAAGAGUAAUGGUCAACGUGUUACUGAAGUUUCGCCAAAUGAAUCUUCAUCACCAUUAUCUCAUGGUGUUGGAUCCUUGCCUAAAGCGUUAUCAUCCCUGUCAGUUGCGCAUACAAACUCUGAAGCAGAGAAAAAGAUUAAAAGAACUGUGAAGCCUAAACACAAAUCGGACAGUAAUGAUCCUUUAAGAGUUUCACAUUUAAGUGAUACAUCUUCAGCGCAUUCAUUAAGUUCUGGUGGAGGAAUCACUUCUCAGAAUGAUACAUGUCAUGGACGUCAAUCAUUUUUCAAGUCAUCAUUAUCAUCAUCAGGUGUUACAUCCACUCCAGAGAAGCGGGAUAAAAAGCAAAGCAGCAUCAUCAGUAGCAGUAGUAAUUCUUCUUCUCGAUGGGGUAAAACUGAAUCAGAUACAAGUCAUUUAGCGGAUUCUGAAGGAGAAGAACAACAACAAGACGGAGAAGAAGAUGAGGAGGAGGUCGAUGACGAUGAUGAUGAAGAGGAUGAAGAUGAAGAUUUGGAAUCGGGUAGUCAUGAGUCUAUUCGUGAUGCUUUUUGGGAGUCGAUUUUGAAAAUAACCUCAGAGCGUACACAAGAAGAUAUUGAUUUACUCUUGGAAAAUGUUGAACAAUUACCGGCAUUCUCUAAUCUAACUAAAGCUACCUGUCGUGCACUUUGUUCUGUAAUGGUACUUGCUAUUGUCCGUGAAGCUGGUCAAAUUGUUUUAAAUGAUAAUGAAAAAUUGGAUACUUGGUCUGUAGUGCUCAACGGGACUGUAGAGGUUAUUGAACCAGACGGUACAAUACGUGAAUUAACUCGUGGUGAUGCAUUCGGUAUUCGUCCGGGUAAAACAGAACGUAUACAUCGUGGUGUUAUGCGUACUGUCACUGAAGAUUGUUAUUUUCUAUGUGUACCACAAGCAGACUAUAUGAAAAUAAUAAGUCGUGAAGGUGAAGCUGAAAUACCAGAAUUGGGAGAAGGUGGACGUGUUGUUCUUGUCUAUGAAUCAAUUAAUUUAGAUACGAAUCUUAGCAAUGAUUUAAACAACAAUAAUAAUAAAUCAAUAAAUGAUAAUUCUAUUCUAUCGAAAAAAUGUCGAUUAGUCACAAAGGGUACACCCGAGAAGCUAAUUGAACAUUUGAUCGCUGAUCUAUCGAAUGUAGAUAUUACCUAUCCAGAGGAUUUUUUGCUUACCUAUCGGACAUUUUUAGAUUCUCCACGACCAAUUGUCGAUCGUCUACUGUCAUGGCAUUUACAUAAUCCUAAGUUGAGAUCACGUGUCAAUCGAAUUAUUCUAUUAUGGGUACAUAAUCAUUUCAAUGAUUUUGAAGAUAGUUAUGAUAUGAUGAAAUCAAUUGAAAAAUUUGAUCAUAUGUUAUCAUCAGAUGGUACAGCUGGUGAACGUCGUCUAUUUCGUCUGGCGUGUAGUACAAAAGCUCGUCCACGUCAUGUAGAACUUGUAAUACCAUUGAAAAAUGUACGACAGAAUAUUCAUUCAGAAAAUAAAUCCCUUGGUGGUGAACAACAUCUGAAUACUAGUCACAACAACAACAAUAGUCAUCUUAUUGAUUUACCAUUUACAAUGAUUGGUGGUGAAGAUGGAUUCGGUGUAUUCAUACAUCAAGUUCAUAGUCUUAUUCACAAUAAUAAUAAUUAUUAUUCAGACGUCACAUUAUCCCCUGAUUCAUUGACCAAUCAAAAAUCUGGUCCCACAACUGUAUCCUUAUCCUCAUCCACAUCAACAUCAUCGUGUGAUUCAGGCUAUCCACCAUCUUCAUACAGUUUACCAAACGUUCUAUCUAUCCACAAUCAAAUACGUCGUGCUGAUCAAUUGUUGGCUGUGAAUGGUCGUUCAGUGGAACAUUUAAAACCAAUCGACGUGGUACAAAUUAUCAAUUCUAUGAUAAAUGCCUGUUGUCCAUUAGAUAAUAUAACACAAUUGAAUACUAUUAAUCAUAAUGAUGGGAUUAUUAACUCGACAUCUUCACUGUCAUCGCAUACUACUACUUCAUCGGAUAUUGAUCAUUGUAAAGCUACUUUCAAUCUUCGUUUAUUAGUGGUUUUUAAUCCAGUUCAAUAUUAUCAAGUGAUCAAUUCAUUGAAUGCUACUCAUAACAAUAAUAAUAAUAAUAAUUCACCAAAUACCAUUCUGGAGAAUUCUCUUCAACUCGCCGAUGAUGUUGUAAAGCCACAAAGUAGAAAGUUCCCACCACUGUUGAAUACGUUAUUGCAUAAUGGAGAGGAAUUUUGUCGAUCGAAGAAACACAGUCUGCCAACUAGUAUCAGUAUACCCAAUGAUCUUGUCGUGAGUAGUACGGAUUGUUUACAAUCCUCGCCAAAUGUAUUAUCUCCAACAGCCGCGGCAGCACCGGUGACAACGACACCAGGUUCUCCAUAUUCAUCAUCUUCAUCAAACAAUAAUAAUGCUAAUAAUUCAUUAGGACGUCGUGGACAAAUCUGUCAUCCGUUAACACCACAUGUUAAUAUGGUGGGACGAUCAUCGCAUAGUGCAAAUACUUCACCGACACGAAUAUCUAAUAAUGCAGAUAAUCAAGAUGUUCAGAAAACUACAGGAACAGAUAAUAAACGGUCAUCGAAUAGUAGUCAGUCACGUUGUCAUCCGGCUGUUACUAUUCCUCCUCCUGUUGCUACCGGCAAUGUCACUGGUGUCGGUGGUGGUGGUGUUGGCGGUGGUGAUCAUUUGUCUGUUAUACGUGUAUGGCGAUCAAAUGACAGUGGGAAAGAUCAAUCGAGUAAAUUGAUUAUCCUGCCGCAUAGACAAACCACCGCAUAUGAAGCAACACGUUUAUGCAUUGAAGAAUUUGGGAUACCAGAGGAAGAACAACAAUUUUAUUGUUUAUAUCAUGUAACUGUUGAAUCUGGCCCCAUUGUAAAACAAAGUCGUCUAGCUAAUAUAGUCGAUGACUUGGCUGGACGUUUAACGUUGAAUUCAAGAUAUUAUUUAAAAAAUCUACGGAAUCAUGAUCCAUUGAUAGCGGAUGAUAUUGCAAAAUCUAUUCUUGCUGAUAGUCGUGUCACUUUUAUACAAUUACCUCCAGAAGAAUUGGCUGCACGAUUAACUCUGGAUGAUUAUGAAGUGUUUCGUGCAGUUCAGUCAACUGAGUAUAUUGAUGAAGUGUUUGGAUUGAGUAAUAAUGCAUGCAUGGAUAAUAUGCCACCGCAACCGCCGUCGUCGUCGUCUGUUUCUUCGAAUAGUACUACUAAUAAUAAUAACAGUAGUACUAGUGGAACUUCAGUGUCUGGAAGUGGAAGCAGUAUUGGUGCUGGCGGUACCGGUGGAUAUGCUACUGGGCAUGAAAAUCUGGAUCGUUUCACUGACCUGGUGAAUCGUGAAGCCUAUUGGGCGCCUACAGAAAUCUGUAAUGAAAGUAAUUUAAAUCGACGUGUUGAUUUAUUGAAACGUUUUAUUAAGUUGGCUAAAUUAUGCCGUGAAUUACGUAAUUUCAAUACAAUGUUUUGUCUACUAGUCGGACUACACCAGACGUGUGUUGAACGAUUGAAACAGACAUGGGAACGUCUACCAAAUAAAUACCAGAAAAUCUAUCGUGACUUGAGUAUGGUGUUGGAUACAUCAAGAAAUUUUCAUCAUUAUCGUACACUGAUAUCAAGUAAUAAUGUUUCUGCACCAAUGUUACCCUAUCUACCAUUAGUGCUAAAAGAUUUAACAUUCAUCCACUUGGGUAAUCCAUCACGUACACCGGAUGGGUUAAUCAAUUUUGUGAAGUUACGUAUGCUUGCUAAAGAGGUACGUGCUAUCUGUCGAAUGUGUAAUGUAGAUUAUGAUUUAUGCAGCGCUGUUGCUUCGACAACGUCUACAACUACUGGUAGUAUUACUGGACAUCGUGGUCGACUUGGCGGCGGCGCCGGUGGUGGCGGUGGUCGAUCACGUGUUGUUGGUGUAAAUCUAAGUGCUGUUAAAGCAGUUGCCUCUGUUUCAAUGAUUAAUCCAAAAUCAUAUUUUUUCAAUAUUGCAUCAUCAUCAUCAAUGAACAAUAGUCAGACAAAUAAUACUAGUAAUAAUAUGAAUGGAACAGAUUCAAGUUGUGGUACUAGUACUACUACUAAUAAUGCUGGACAUAAACGUCUUCAUCAAUUGGGCAGUUCUACAACAUCUACUUCCAGUGGAAAUUUCAACUUCAAUCUGCCUAUAUCUAGUCCUGUUAUGAUUUCUGGAAGUAAUAAUAGUGGUAGUAUUACCAGUGGUGGUGGCGGUGGCGGCGGCGGGAUUCGUAGACGAUCUAAUCUAGGUUUCAUCUCUUCGUCGUCAUCAUCAACGUCAUCCUCAGUUAAUGCAAAGAAAAUCUAUGAAAGUUGGUUAAUGACUCUGCGUAUUCGAACAUAUUUGGCUAAUUUGAAAAUUGUUCAAGAUCCAGAAUUACUAUCUCAAUUAUCGAUGCGAUUAGAGCCUAGUGCAAAAGACUCGAAAACAGGCAUUCAACCGACUGUUAUUCCAGUCACUGGAGUGGGUAAUUGUACCGGCACGACCACUACUACUACAACUACUACUACUACUACCACAAGUGAAGGUAGUGAAUCUCAGCAGUUUGUUGAUGUAUGCAGUCUUUCAUCGCCUCCUGAUAACCGUCCAGAAUUGAAAGAUACAAAAUUAUCUGCCAAGAGUUGUUUUACUCAACCACCAGCUAUUAUCGAAUCAAAUUCAUCAGUGAAAAAAUUGCCAAGUAACAAAGCUGUAACACCAUCACCCACGUUAUCAACAUCAUCAACUUCUGUGUCAUCCUCAGCAACAAUAACUCCUGCAAGUACCGGCAAUAAUAGUACAUUUACUCGUCCAAUUUUAGGUGCCCAAUCAAUUGAAGAUGCUCGUAAACUGUUAGCUUUAAGUGAAGGCAGUAAGCGUUCAUCACAAAGACGUUUACCAGCGUUUACAUUCCCUAAUCAUCAUACUACGCAUUACAGUAAUAAUAAUAAUAAUAACCAUAUAUUCAUGUCACCAAUGGGAGCAUAUGCUGGAAUUGGAUUUGGUCAGUUGAAAUCAUCAUAUAAUAAUAAUAAUAGUAAUAGUAAUAUAUCAUCUCAUCAUAUGCAUAAUCAUACUAUACAAAUGUUGAAUAGCACUCAGAUAUCAUCUCAAUCUUCUAAUCAUCUUCAUCCUAGUUCUAUUCAACAGCAAUAUUCUCAUCAACAUCAGCACCAACAUCUUCACAAUCAACAUCAACACCAGAACAACCAUCACUUCAAUCAUCCUAAUGCACAUCGUUAUUAUUAUCAACAUCAUCAUCACCAUCAACAUCAACACCAACAUCAUCCACAGACGACGGUACAGACACGAUUUUCUACGAAUAAUUAUAUUACAACAAAUACAUUUAGUGGAAGUAAAAGUCUCCUAUUAGAUAAUCUUAUCCCAAUGCCUUCUCGAAUAUCAACAACUGGAGGAAGUGGUGCUAAUAGUAGUAAUGGGAGUAGUGGUAGCUGUACUACUGCAUCAAAUCAAAUCUAUGCAUCAUUGAUGCCGAGUCAACAACGAAAUCCUUGUCAAAUUCGUCAACAACAACAACAACAGCAACAUCACCAUCAUAAUCAUCAACAGCAACCGGCAACAGCUUCUCCACCACAUCAUCGAAGUCAAUCCACCUCGUCAAAACAUCAUCAGUACAGUGUACAAACAGGCAAUCAUAAUCAUCAUCAUCAUCAAAAUUAUCAAUAUCAGGUGGGUUUAUCGAUUGUUUUGUGCGUGUAUGUGUGUAUUAUUAUAUGA
Molecule: messenger RNA, 6273 nt
Organism: Trichobilharzia szidati
Lineage: Eukaryota; Metazoa; Platyhelminthes; Trematoda; Strigeidida; Schistosomatidae
Source: the annotation of a GenBank genome assembly